UCUCUCUCUGCACCACACGCAUCGCGCUCUCUCCCUCUAUCUCUCUCUCCAUCUUUCCAGAGCUUUCAUUUCAUAUUAAGAUUCAAAAUCUCAUCAAUUUCGCUCUCUCCGCAGCUUCAAUUUCCUGCUGCAGCAUCUCUCUCUACGGUUUUAUCUUCUUCAUUGCUUCAGCUUCCUCUGCGACUCUUGACUAUACACAGCUGAAGAUUUGCAAGGAAUUCGAAACAGAGAAGAAGUUGUCUCUAUCUCUGUUCGAAAUCCUCUUUCUUUGAAAAGAGUUCAUUUCGCUAGAAGAUGUGAAGAGAUCACAUAGUUAGUCAGGUGGAAUGGACAGUUCAGAGAUAUAGAUUCUGGGAAUUCAUCAUUCCUAAAAUUAAAGAGAUUCUGAAUUUUUUCGGUGCUGUGCAAAUUUUUGGAAUUCAAUCAUCCUGAAUUGGUUGGUGAGGAUUUAGGUUGCUGCAAUGGCUGACAUUUUGAGUGCUGUGUUGGCGAGGUUACAGAUGCUAUCCACUUCUGAUCAUGCCUCCGUGGUCUCUAUGAACCUGUUUGUUGCGCUUCUCUGUGCUUGUAUCGUUAUUGGACAUCUUCUGGAGGAGAACCGAUGGAUGAAUGAGUCAAUCACUGCCCUAUUGAUUGGUCUUUGUACUGGAGUUGUUAUUUUGCUCGUUAGUGGAGGGAAAAGCUCUCAUCUUUUGGUUUUCAGUGAAGAUCUCUUUUUCAUAUAUCUGCUGCCUCCAAUUAUAUUCAAUGCGGGGUUUCAAGUGAAAAAGAAGCAGUUUUUUCGUAACUUCAUCACCAUCAUGCUGUUUGGUGCUAUUGGUACAUUGAUAUCCUGUAGUAUCAUCUCGGCAGGUGUUAUACAGUUCUUCAAAUUGAUGGAUAUUGGUUCGCUGGAUCUAGGAGAUUAUCUAGCAAUCGGUGCAAUAUUUGCUGCGACGGAUUCUGUUUGCACAUUGCAGGUGCUUAAUCAAGACGAGACACCUUUACUCUACAGUCUGGUUUUUGGGGAGGGUGUUGUAAAUGAUGCUACAUCAGUGGUGCUUUUCAAUGCUAUCCAGAGCUUUGACCUCAGUCAUAUUAAUACCGAAAGUGCACUGCAGCUCAUUGGAAACUUUUUCUAUUUAUUUAUCACCAGCACUAUGCUAGGAGCCAUAGCUGGGCUGCUUAGUGCUUUCAUUAUCAAGAAGCUGUACUUUGGCAGGCACUCAACAGAUCGCGAGGUUGCUCUUAUGAUGCUUAUGGCAUACCUUUCAUAUAUGCUGGCAGAACUCUUUUAUCUGAGUGGUAUUCUCACCGUAUUUUUCUGUGGGAUUGUCAUGUCCCAUUAUACCUGGCACAAUGUGACAGAGAGUUCAAGAAUCACUACAAAGCAUGCCUUCGCGACUUCAUCAUUUGUUGCUGAGAUAUUUAUCUUCGUCUAUGUUGGUAUGGAUGCCUUGGACAUUGAGAAGUGGAGAUUUGUUAGUGAUAGCCCUGGAACUUCAGUUGCAGUGAGUUCAGUUUUACUAGCUCUGGUUAUGGCUGGAAGAGCAGCUUUUGUCUUCCCCCUAUCCUUUUUAUCGAACUUGACGAAGAAGUCACCAAAUGACAAAAUUGACCUCAAGCAACAGGUUGUUAUAUGGUGGGCUGGUCUAAUGAGAGGUGCUGUGUCUAUGGCGCUUGCUUACAAUCAGUUCACUCGGUCAGGGCACACACAAUUGCGAGCAAAUGCAAUCAUGAUCACCAGCACCAUUACUGUUGUUCUUUUCAGCACAAUGGUUUUUGGGUUGUUGACGAAACCUCUUAUAAGGUUCUUACUGCCUCAUCCAAAGCAUACUGGUAUGGUAUUGUCAGAUCCAUCUACUCCAAAAUCAUUCAUAGUACCACUCCUUGAAGGUGGGCAGGAGUCCGUGGACUCACUUGCAGAUUUUGGUGGGGGUAACGUUACCCGUCCAAGCAGUUUGCGUGCCCUCCUGACCACCCCAGCACACACAGUUCAUUAUUACUGGCGUAAGUUUGACAAUGCCUUCAUGCGUCCAGUAUUUGGGGGCCGGGGUUUUGUUCCAUUUGUUCCCGGUUCUCCAACAGAACGCGAAAACACUCAAUGGGAAUGA
Molecule: messenger RNA, 2093 nt
Organism: Tripterygium wilfordii
Lineage: Eukaryota; Viridiplantae; Streptophyta; Magnoliopsida; Celastrales; Celastraceae
Product: sodium/hydrogen exchanger 2-like
Exons: 15
Coding region: 462-2093 (543 amino acids)
Biological process (GO): regulation of stomatal closure; regulation of pH; proton transmembrane transport
Cellular component (GO): membrane
Molecular function (GO): sodium:proton antiporter activity
Source: RefSeq, a predicted model, not a curated record